Messenger RNA from Aspergillus tanneri, 2919 nucleotides. RefSeq names its product glutamine amidotransferase subunit DUG2. Gene Ontology annotation, molecular function: protein binding; peptidase activity. Gene Ontology annotation, biological process: proteolysis; glutathione catabolic process. NCBI's taxonomy places the organism in Eukaryota, Fungi, Ascomycota, Eurotiomycetes, Eurotiales, Aspergillaceae. Bases 1 to 2919 code for a protein of 972 amino acids. The transcript is spliced from 6 exons. The record is from RefSeq and is a predicted model, not a curated record.
AUGGACCAGACAGUACUUGUCGAGUCGGAUAGCACCUCGGAAACUGAUGACCAGAUCAAGGUGUGGGAGAUAUCCCAUGUGCACGAUGGCUCCAAACACCCCAAAUCUCAAGUGGAAUGCGGAAUUGGUCACCGCGUCCAGGCCAGUCGAUCCGUCCUGGCCUUGGUCAUUGACAAGGAAUGUGUUUUCGCCGGCCUCCAGGGAGGAGACAUAGUAGCAUGGUCUCUUGAGACCUACGACCUUGUUCUCUCGGUUCAUGCGCAUCAGGAGAGCGUUUUGGAUCUCUAUCUGUCCGAUGAGGGAGAUCUACUUUUUUCGAGUGGAGGGGACUCGGUUAUCAAUGUAUGGUCGACCAGGACAUUUGAUCGACUAUAUUCUAUUCACACCCACCAUGAUGUGGGGGAUAUCUUCGCGGUCGCCUACUCAUCGAGUCUGAACACCAUCUACUGUGGUGGUCAGAACACGAGUAUCCAAUGGUGUGAUAUAUCCCAGACCGAUACAGUGUCUGCGCAGCUCUCUGAAGCUCAACUAUCAAAACGCACGCACAGAUUUUUUGACUCUCGUGGCCCUGACGGUACGCGUGCCCCGAGGCCAGAGGCAGGCUCCGAUGGGGCCCGCCCGGUCACGCAGGGGGGUCAAGUUCUUACAUUUAAGCGCGACCAUCAUAAGCUGUUCGCGCACCAUGGGUAUGUUUACACCAUGCUCCUGGUUCGGGGAUUAGUUGAGUCAGUACCAGGGGAAGAGGUACUGUUGACAGGUGCUGGAGAUGGCGUCGUUAAACUAUGGCGCUUACAGCAAGACAAAACCAAUGCCGUCCCCUCUCAGAUGGCGAAGCUCCAAAAUGGAGACCCGGUCCUCUCUCUCGCUGUGGAUGGGUCAUUUCUCUACUGUGGUCUCGCCGGAGGUGCAUUGAACAUAUGGAACCUUGAUUCUCAUCAGCUAGUUAAGCGCAUUACUCGCCAUACGGGCGAUCUGUGGGCGGUUGGCAUUAUUCACGGCGUGGCGGUAUGCGGAGAUUCUAAUGGAAUUGUGAAGAAAUUCAACUCACGUUUUGAAGAGGUCGGUAGCUGGACUGCCCAUGAAGGUACCAUGUUAGCAUCCGCGGCUAGCCAAUACAAUGAUCGAUUUAUCUACGCUACUGGAGGCAAUGACAACACCGUUGGAAUCUGGGACGUGACGGAAGUAUCUCUGUCUCAGGGUGAAUUGCCUCGGAUCAAUAAUGAUGAAAUGGUCAACUGCCUAGCGAAAUUUGUUGCCUUCAAAACCGUCUCGGCUAGUCCAAAAUUCGCCGGGGAAUGUAAUCAGGGUGCGGCUUUCUUAAGACGACACUGCAUUUAUUUGGGGGCUAAGACAAAGCUCCUGACGACUGGGGAAGACACGAACCCGAUCAUACACGCGCGGUUUAACGCAACGUCUCCCGACAAGGUCAGUAAAACCAUCCUGUUCUACGGCCAUUACGACGUCGUCGGGGCGGAUGCCAAUGGAGCCAAAUGGAAGACCGACCCCUACCAGCUGACCUCCAUGGAUGGCUUUUUGUAUGGUCGGGGAGUCUCGGACAAUAAAGGUCCAAUUCUAGCGGCGCUUUAUGCUGCGGCCGAGCUUGCUCGGCAGAAGCAACUUCCUUGUGAUGUUGUCUUCCUCAUCGAGGGCGAAGAAGAGUCCGGAUCCCAAGGGUUUCACGAAACCGUUCGAAAGCAUAAACCCCAGAUUGGACCGGUGGACUGGAUUCUGCUGGCCAACAGCUACUGGCUAGAUGACUACAACCCUUGCUUGACGUAUGGCCUGCGUGGCGUGGUUCACGCCAAUUUGAUCGUUGCCAGUGACCACCCAGACCUCCACAGCGGUAUCGACGGGAGCGCUUUGUUGGAUGAACCAUUGAAGGAUCUGACCUUACUCCUGGGCACUUUAGUUGGGCCCAAGGGACGAAUCAAUAUCCCGGGCGUCCAGGACCCUGUCUUACCUCUCACAGAGGCAGAAAAACAACGCUACGCCGAUAUCGCUCAAAUCCUGCUGCAACGACAUCCGGAGAUUGCGGAUCGGGAGGCUCUCAUCAACUCCCUCAUGCAUCGCUGGCGAGAACCGUCCCUCACCAUCCAUUCCGUCGAAGUCCCAGGCAAUAGUAAAAGCACGACGACCACAAUCUCCCGCAAAGCAAAGGCCAGCCUCUCUGUGCGGAUUGUACCAAACCAAGAAGCUGAUGAUGUGGCGGCCAGCCUGACCCUGUAUGCACAGGAGAAGUUUGAUCUCCUAUGUUCGCAGAACGACCUAACCGUAGAAAUCACGGGGAAAUCGGACCCCUGGCUCGGAGAUCCAGAUAAUGAGAUGUUCGAGACACUUGACGAGGCCAUCACAGUGGCCUGGACCCCAAGCCAUCACGACCAGAAGCACCAAUACCCUCCCAUCCAACGGAAUCUAACUGCGCCGAAGGAGCCAGGUUCCCAAAUUCCACGGAACGACUCCUCUGACAGUCUCGCCUCCCACAUUGACCGGAUCAUCGUGUCCACGACGACAUCGUCCGCAAGCAAAACGGACACACGACAACGAUCAUCUUUAACCCGGACCGUCCCGACAUCCUCCACGCUGACGAACACCUCAAGUGCCAUCUCCAAGGACACAACGACACGAGAGACGUCCACCGUAUUUCGCAACGAGACCCCCAUAUCCUCAUCCCCGGGGCCUGCAUCUGUAUCUGCACCAUCCGGUGUGCGACCCAUCUACAUCCGCGAGGGCGGAUCAAUUCCCACGAUCCGCUUUUUGGAGAAAGAGUUCUCAGCGCCCGCGGCAAACCUGCCCUGCGGACAGGCAAGCGAUAACGCCCAUCUGUAUAAUGAACGUCUGCGGGUCGAGAAUCUGUAUAAGAGUCGGGAGAUUUUUAGUUAUUUAUUUUCCAAGUUACCGGGCAAAGUUCGUGGACUUUAA